Molecule: messenger RNA, 3770 nt
Organism: Amoebophrya sp. A120
Lineage: Eukaryota; Dinophyceae; Syndiniales; Amoebophryaceae
Source: the annotation of a GenBank genome assembly
CUUCAGUAUAAGUCCGUAUCCAUUUUCGCUCAAAGAUUCAUCAUGCAGUGGCCAAAGCAACAGCAAGUACCUGGCGUGAUUAGCAACAUGAUCAUGAUAGUACUUCACGCAAUUUAAAGUCAACAAAUGCGAUGCCGUUUCUUUGUGUGCGCGGAAUCUUCUGCAUGCGACUCAUGCGAAGUCGGUGUUGAACUUGAAGAAGACCAGACGAGCGCCGACGUUCCCGCAGUGGACGAGUACCAUCGCACGAGCAACAGUGUUCAAAGCGAAAUCGAAACCGUCCCGAAGAUGAAACUACGAACGCGGCCGGUACUAGAUCAGGACGUGUAUCUGUAUAGCCCCAACGUGGCCUACGAUAUCAUCCCAGACGGGCCUCCGGACGACGUCGGAGAUCAUAUAUAUCUGUAUAGCCCUAACGGAGCAGGCGGAGGCGCCCUAAAGAGCGCUUGCACAGGAACAAGUGAAGCUGGACUUCUGAUGUCGCCGCUAGAUGCACGCGCACGAAACGGAGGCGGCGCGGCUGAAGCAUCAAGUGAUAAAUAUCCUGCUCUACACGCAGAUAAAAUACUCGUGCAACAGGAACAAGUGGCGAACUUUCAGCCACGAUCUUCAGGUCCUCCGGAAGUUGUAGAUUCAAAGGGUCCACUGUCCUUCAUGCCGAGGAUCGACGACUCUUCAUCCAUUUUAACCCGUAUGUUGCCUUCACCUGCUGACUCUGUCGCCGUAGUACUAGACGAGGCGGACACGAGUACAGUAACCACAACUGCUUCGCCAGGAUCGCUACGCCUUGAUGACGGGAUGUCUGAAGAAUCCCCGAGUCUAGCUUUUCCGGAACACGAAAAGAGAACAAAGACUUUGGAAGAGCAGUACAUCGACGCGUAUAGGGAGCUCUUUGGAGACACAGAUUUGUGGCAAGAGUGGAACAAGCCAGCGGAAACACAAAACGACACUCAACGCGAACCCGGAACACCACGCGGCGACGCAACUAAAAAUACCCCGCGCUACUCUUAUACACCGCGCUACGGUUAUACACCGCGCUAUAAUUCUACAACUACUACUUUUGGAGGAAUUUCAAGUACCAGGGCCACCUCCAAUGACAGCAGCAGCGAUAAAACUGACCAGGCCCAAGAUCGUCACGACUGGAAUAAAAGAAGCCGGAGUCAAGGUAGGUCCCGAUCUCGAUCCCGGCCAUCAACGUGUGCCGAGCCUCAUCAUGGCAACUAUUCUCUUCGAAGCAUGUACCGGUCUCAAUCCAGCAGGCGGUCACCGCAAAGGAGCCGUGGAGGUACAGCCUCCCCCUCUGAAAUUGAGCAAAGAUCGCGAUACUCUUGUCGUUCUCAGAAACAAAGACCACGCACAAACUUCCGAUCGCGGUCAAGGAGCCGCUCCCUAUCCCGCUCGCGUUCGAGGGGAAGAAAUUGCUGCUGCGAAGACCACUUUCACCCGGGGCGAGCGAGUGAGACGAGCUUCUCCGCCAAUGGUGGCGGGAGGGCGCCAGCGACUUCGUGGCACAAAAGCAACCAGUCCGACGAAAGAUCUCGUGGCAGUCAGUAUGACAACCACUGGCGCGGGGGCCCUCUGCAAGAACAGUCGUGCUGGAGCUGGCGCGGCCAAAAACACAACUCUCACGGGUGGAGCUCUGAGAAUCACUGGCGCGGCCAAAAGUACGGACAGAAUCACAACCACUGGCGCGGCCAAAAGUACAAUUUUCGUGGGUGGAACUCUGAGAACCACUGGCGUGGCCAAAAGUACAAUUUUCGUGGGUGGAACUCUCAGAACCACUGGCACGGCCAAAAGUGCAAUUUUCGUGGGUGGAACUCUGAGAACCAGUGGCGCGGCCAAAAAUACAAUUUUCACGGGUGGAACUCUGAGAACCACUGGCGUGGCCGAAAGUACAAUUUUCGUGGGUGGAACUCUGAGCACCACUGGCGUGGCCAAAAGUGCGACCAGUAUGACGACCACUACACCCAGUAUGACGAGUGGAACUCUGAGAACCACUACAACCAGUAUGACAAACACUGGCGCGGCCAAAGGUACAAUUUUCACGAGUGGAAUCACCUCAGCGGGGAGACGAGCAGCGGCUUCUUCGUGGAGAAUUCUGAACGGCCCUCAGCUCAAGAGAUGAACACGCAGACGGGUUGCAUGAGCCAAGCGUCCACUGCAAGUGGCAAGACCUUUACGACCGAGACCAAUGCCUUUGCGUGUUCUCUUUCUGCAGGCUUCGGUGAAAGAACUGGACUUCAGACGAACAACAGGCGAAUGUCAUCUGUCGUGACAUCUGCUUCUACCGAUGAACAACCUGCAGGAAAUGUACUCAAUCGCAGGCUGAGUGGUGCGACGGCAGCAGUGCUCGAGCGGCCAGAAAGUAACGGACCACGAUUGAUCACGCCGCUGCGGGGUAUCGCUUCCGGUCUGGGCCUGUACAAGAUCAACGCGUGGAAACCCGAGGGAAUCACCGCGCACGAGCUUGCCGAGCUGGAGCGCAUGACGAGGGAGAAGAUGAGCAGUCUGAAGCACGACUUCGCUGUGCCUCCGGGGGGGCUCCGGUGGUGGGAAACCUUCGACGAGGGUGCGCCGCGGGCGGCGGCGCAGCUCGAGGCGAAGUUACUCGAGGCCAAUGCGACGCGGGACACGGUGCGCGACACCGGAACUACCAAGGGCACCUACUCCAGGAUGGGCAUGAAGCAGUAUAAGACAGCCGCCGCUGCGAUUUUGCAAGACGACGCGCCGCCUUGGGGCUACGCAAAGCACGCGACUCUCGUGCUCGCUGCUCUGCGUUUCCAAACGCCUGCGCUGCGGAAGCUGUGGAGCGCUAGCAGCGAAGUAGUCCGAAACGCAGGGGCCGCGGCCCACCGGAUAAAGGCCGCAGUCGUGCCGGAUUUCCUGCCCCGAUAUGCGGACGACCUGAAUGCCGCCCACCUGAACAUAAAAACUCUGGUCACCAUCUUCGUGCGUUGGGAAGUGGUGUCAGCGAUGGCUUGCCUGCUGGAAGUGGCAGAGCCGGACCAGCAAGCGGCCGCGCAGCAGCAAAGACGCCAGGAGCAGCAGCGCGCGCGAGAUCAAAAAGCCGCAGAGAAGGAGGCGGCGCGAGCAAGCUUGAAGGCCCGGAGGGAAGCGGAAAAGCAGGCAAGGCUAGACGAGAAGAAGCGGAAGGAAGACGAAAAGGAGGCCAAGCGACUCCAGGAGAUCUUCAGUGGGCGAGCCGAACCGAAGACCAUUUUGGACAUCAUCAAGCGGGAUGAGUGGCGCCGUCAAGCGGCGUUGGGGCGCAAGGGAAAACGCAGGUCCAAGUGCAAUCCUUGAUCGUCGAAAGUGCUUCCUCCCUGGGAGCGGGUGUCCACCACACGAUGAUGUAUGAUGAAGACGAAUAAUUUUUCACAGAUCACCAACAAAGUCUAACACUUUUCUCUACUUUCCGCUCAUCUGGGACAGAAGAAGCUGCGCAGUCGUGUUGUUAAAUCGAAAAUGAAGCAGAAGAUCGCGCGAGACCACGUUCAAGCCUAGGAGAUCCCGUAAUGUGUUUCGUGCCGCACAAGGUUGAUCACGGCGCAGCGGAGAUGAUACUCAACUCUGAAUCAACGUCGUUGCAAGCACCGCGGCAAUGACAAUAUUUCUACACCUUAGCUUUGCCUCCUGCUGGAACGAAGACCACCCCUGCAUGAUCGAUCAUCGUACUUAUUUGCUUGUAUUUUCUGUCAGUCAAGGAUAGUCGUGCCUCGUCCUCAAUGAUGUCCAGGAGUAUACAACUUAUCUCUUUGCCCCAGCAACGU